UGAUACUUUAUGGGAUCUGGCUGUAGCUGAAGUGGAGAAGAGAGAGAACCCUGACGAUGAUGGCAAGCAUGUGGAAGUUUGGGAAAAAUCAAUAUUAUUUAUGGGAAAUAAACAUGGGGGAAAGACCACUAUUAUACUGAGGUGUCUUGAGAGGGAGGAGAUUCCAAAGCCAACAUUAGCUUUAGAAUACACUUUUGGAAGAAGGACAAGGAGACAAAAUACACCGAAAGAUAUAGCUCAUUUUUGGGAACUGGGUGGUGGAACCUCAUUAAUGGAACUGAUUCGAAUACCGAUCACUAUCAACAACAUAAGGUCAUUUGCUGUAGUUCUUGUGUUGGAUUUGUCCAAACCUAAUGAACUCUGGAAUACUAUGGAGCAACUUCUGCAGGUCACCAGAAACCACGUGAACAAAAUUUUAACCAAACUAGAAAAGACAAAUCCUGAAGUAGCUGCUGAAAUUAAACAGAGGAUGCGGAACAAUCUGCAGAGGGAUCAUCCAGAUUAUGAGUUAGUUGACCCUUUUCCAAUACCCUUGGUGAUAAUUGGAAGCAAAUAUGAUAUUUUUAAUGACUUUGACUCUGAAAUGAGGAAAAUAAUAAGCAAGACACUUCGAUUUGUUGCACAUUAUUAUGGAGCAUCAUUAGUGUUUACCAGUAAAUCUGAGGCUCUUCUGCUGAAAGCUCGUGUUCUUAUUAAUCACUUGGCAUUUGGCUAUGAUAGAAGCAAGUCUGUAUCAGUGGAUCACAGCAAACCGCUAUUCAUACCAGCAGGCCUGGAUUCACUAAGCCAAAUAGGACCACCACCUGCCUCUGACAGUGAUAUUGGAAAGGUGCGUGCAAACACACCAUUGGAACUGUGGAAAAAAGUAUUUGAGAAAACAUUUCCUCCUAAGAGCUGCCACGAUUUAAAAGAUACCAAGGACCCUGCACAGGAUUUACAGUACACUGAGUAUGAAGUUGAUGUGAUGAGAGCUCAGAAAAACCAGGAACUUGAACAAUACAAAAGAAAUGCCUCUAAAUCCUGGAAAGAAAUGGAUUUUGACCCUGAUUGAUGAACGACUAUCUGUCUUCAGCUUAACAUUUACAAAAGAACUUUCAUAAUUUUAACAUUACACUAGCAAUGUAAUCUGUUGCACUUGACAAUAUAGAAUAGCAAACUACAAAAUCAGUAUUUAUUAAGCAUUCCUGUUACUGUUUUUAAUAAAAAUAGUUGUUUAUCCAUUCAGUUCGAAUUUAAGUACAUCCUGGUUCUGACAGUUUUAAGCAGUGGGGAGAAAGGAAUCCUAGAUUGUUCAGAGAUGGGUUUGAAUAUGAAGACUGGCAUUAAUCAGUUCUAC
This is a messenger RNA of Mesitornis unicolor (brown roatelo), 1336 nucleotides long. It is a transcript of the gene DYNC2LI1, whose product is annotated as dynein, cytoplasmic 2, light intermediate chain 1. Gene Ontology annotation, molecular function: dynein heavy chain binding. The transcript has 12 exons. Gene Ontology annotation, biological process: intraciliary retrograde transport; intraciliary transport involved in cilium assembly. The coding region runs from base 101 to 1051 and encodes 316 amino acids. Lineage: Eukaryota; Metazoa; Chordata; Aves; Mesitornithiformes; Mesitornithidae. Gene Ontology annotation, cellular component: cytoplasmic dynein complex; axoneme; ciliary basal body. The record is from RefSeq and is a predicted model, not a curated record.